Messenger RNA from Dermochelys coriacea (leatherback sea turtle), 6067 nucleotides. RefSeq names its product sideroflexin 3 (gene SFXN3). The transcript is spliced from 12 exons. Bases 157 to 1125 code for a protein of 322 amino acids. The record is from RefSeq and is a predicted model, not a curated record. Gene Ontology annotation, cellular component: mitochondrial inner membrane. Gene Ontology annotation, biological process: monoatomic ion transport; serine import into mitochondrion. Gene Ontology annotation, molecular function: monoatomic ion transmembrane transporter activity. Lineage: Eukaryota; Metazoa; Chordata; Testudines; Dermochelyidae.
CCUGCGCGGUCCCCGGGCGCGGCGCCGUCAGCGAGCCGCGGGGCGAGCCGGUUCCCCCUGGCCGAAGAGUCUGCUCCCCUUAUUAGCCCUUUGCUUAUCUGUUGCACCUUCAGCUUGUUGAAUCCAGGCAGCGUUGAAUUUCGUCUCUGUGAGAGGAUGUCGGAGGAACUGCCCUUGCACAUCAACAUCCGGGAGCCGCGAUGGGACCAGAGCACUUUCCAGGGGCGAGCCAAGCACUUCUUCAUGGUGACCGACCCCCGCAACCUCCUGCUGUCUGGGAAGAUGCUGGAAGAUGCCCGGCGGGUGGUUGAGAAUUACAGGUCGGGGACGGUGUCACCGGGCCUGACGGAAGACCAGCUCUGGCGGGCGAAAUACAUCUACGACUCGGCCUUCCACCCCGACACCGGGGAGAAGAUGUUCCUGAUCGGGCGCAUGUCGGCCCAGGUGCCCAUGAACAUGACCAUCACUGGCUGCAUGCUCACCUUCUACAGGACGACCCCCGCGGUGUUAUUCUGGCAGUGGGUGAACCAGUCGUUCAACGCAAUUGUGAACUACACUAACCGGAGCGGAGACGCCCCCAUCACGGUCGGCCAGCUGGGGACGGCCUACGUCAGCGCCACCACCGGGGCAGUCGUGACAGCGCUGGGACUCAAGUCUCUCACCAAGCAUUUACCGUCAAUUAUUGGCCGUUACGUGCCUUUUGCUGCCGUGGCAGCUGCUAACUGCAUCAACAUUCCUUUAAUGCGGCAGAGGGAGCUGAAAUUUGGGAUCCCCAUCACGGAUGAGGACGGGAACCGGCUGGGGGAGUCAAGGGCAGCAGCCCAGCAAGCCAUCGCUCAAGUGGUGGUGUCCCGGAUCGGCAUGGCCGCCCCCGCCAUGGCCAUCCCUCCCGUGAUCAUGAAUGCCCUGGAGAAGAGAGCCUUCCUGAAGCGAUACCCCUGGCUGAACGCUCCCUUGCAGGUCGGACUGGUGGGGUUCUGCUUGGUGUUCGCGACCCCGCUGUGCUGCGCACUCUUCCCACAGAAAAGCUCGAUGCGAGUGAGUCGCCUGGAGCCUGAAGUCCAAGCUCUGAUCCAGGAGAAGAACCCCCACAUGGAGAUUGUUUAUUUCAACAAAGGGCUUUAAACGAGGCUCCCUCCCUCCCGCCCCCCAGCUGCCGGGAGACGAGAUCAGGGAACGGAUCAGAACCCAGGUGUCCAGGGAGAAUGUUAAAUGUUGUGCUAGAAUAACGCCUGUGAGCUGCUGCUUUAUUUCUGGCUGUCCUGUGUGCACGGUGUAGGUUCCUUGGACUCGGAUGACCCAUAGCAAUAGGUAGUGAUAUAUGCUGCUGUGAUAUAGAUCGUCUUUCGUGAACAAAACCGAAACAGGCAGAGCUGAUUCUCUCUGGUGGCAGGUUGAGAGCGGCCAGAGCCCCUAAGUAACCCUUCCUCCACUCCACCCUCCUGCUGUGCGUGCUCCCAAAGUGGCUCACAUGUCCAUCUUCGCUGCUUUUGAGAGUAAUGUUCCUGAGAUGCAUCAAUGGGGAGAAGAGGCUGGAGUGGGUGAUGCUUGUAGGGUGAGCAGAUGUCAAGGGCCGAAAAGCGAGUUUUCCUCCAGCUUUGUUGUUCUCUGGUGGCAUUUCAAAACUGACCUGAGGCCAGUGCCGUCAGAAAGCCCAGUAGAAUGGACCAGAGUCACAGUGGGGCAUGGCUCUGGUGCAGUGCCUAGGCGUGAAUUUUACAACACGUUGAAAGAUCAUUCUAAAUGUUCUUGCUGUGUCUGCAGAUGGUUUCCUGCCUUAGCAGCAAAGACAGGAGCUCAUCUGACUUCCCUAAGGGAGGGAAGUAGCCAAGGAGGAAGACGUCUGGUCAUCUUCCAGUACGGCAGGCCCAGAGCGGCUUGGCGUGUUGAGGAGUAGGCCAAUCCAAGGUGGGUGAGCAGGUGUCUUCUCAGUGCAUUGGUUCACCAGAAUGAGGGAUGGGGCAGCUGUAUACAGUGUGACUUGGCUGUUCCCUUUCACCAUAUUGGAGGAUCUCUCUAGGGUCAUCCAUGCUCUUGGUCCUUUUAGUAUUGGCUUGGCUUCGUUCAUCACAGACCUAAAGAUUUAGCUUCUCUGUUGGGUGGUAGGUAGUCACACAGCCCGUCUCUCCUUUCCAGACUCAUAGAGUGCAGCUAAGCAACCCUGGUGCAGUGUUUAUAGACACUUAAUUGCGAUGAGGUGGACUGACUGCUGGGGAAAGCUAUGUACUUGUACAGCAGAGUCGCUCCGAAAAAGAUCUAGAGGGGGAAAGAAACUGCUAUACAAGGGAGCUUGCUGCAGAGAUGGACCCCAGGGAGUUUUGAGUGUCCCGAUUUGGGGUUUCUCUGCCUACCAGAGGAGAAUUAGCUGCAAUUCCUGAAUGUGGGGAAAGCCCGGACCCAGAACUGUAACUCAGCUUUGCGCUUGGGCCCAUCGCUGCUCUUGGAACCUGGUGUUCGGACCCAGCUUUCGCUCAUGCGUGUGUGUGUGUGUGUAUUUGCACGCUCCACGCCUGUACAUGUGCCAGCUCAUUCCUAACCAUUGUCUCUGCAGGGGCCAGUUCUGAUACCUUGCACAUGCAGCAUAACGGAAUUUCCAUGGGGGAGAGUUAAAUUGUCCGUGAGGAAAUUCCCCUGCCUGGCUGCACAGAUCUAACCAUCUGUCCUUUGCAUUGCCCCUUUUAAACGCACUAUGGGAGGUGUGAGGGAAAGUCAGGUCCCCCCACCCCGUUUUAUUGGGAAUAUUGACUCAAUACACGUAUGGUGCAGGGGAAAAUGCAUCACAGUGGCUUUGGGAUGCAAAAGACAAUUGCCGGGCACAAGAGAUCACUGAUAAAUAAAACACAAAAAGAAGAGGAAACCUGGCCCUCUUCUGUUAUCUGAAGGAACGAAACCCUAUAGGGGUAUGGAGACUCUUCCAAUAAUCACAGCUCUGUUGCAGCCUGCACAAUCUAACUUAAAAUAUUACUCGUUCAGAGCCUGAUCCCGCCCUGCUGAAAUGUGCCGGAGUUGUACUGUUGGCUUCAGUGGGUGCAGGAUCAGGGGUCUGCAUGCAUCUUUUUAAAAAUAGCAUAAUCAAGUAAGCUAAAGUAGAUCUGAUGGUUUGGAAAUGCUUGAGCUGCCUGUCCUCUAAUGGAAAGGGCUGGGGAAUGUCACAGCUAAGCGCGCGGGGCCCAAGGCUACUCCAGGUCAGCAAUUUAAUCCGGUUUUCCGCUCCUUUCAUCUCCAGAGCAAAUUACACAUUCUAAUCUCCGAAAAACAGCCCAGGGUUGUUUUUUUUUUGUUUGUUUUUUUAAUGUCGUCUUUGUUCCAGGCUCAAGUCGCAUCCUGGGGCUGCUAGAUGCCCUUUGAACAUGUUUACUUUUACGGGGCUCUUGUCUCCUUGCUGUAAGAUCACCUUGUUGUUUGCUAUAUCAGCCUCCCUUUUAACAUGUGACGUUUAAAGGGAUCACGUCACACUGCUUUAAGGUCACUGUGCUUUGUGCUGUGGGUGGGGGUGUAUAUCCUACAGAUAAAAAUUGGAUGUUUUACAACAUCUAAACCAGAGAGAAAUGCUUCUGUGACAUUUAAGAAUUUCAAUGAAAACAAGUUUAGUCCUGGCUGGGUAUUAACCUUCCCCUGCUACUGGCAGAAACGGGACAGGAAACUGACCCGCCUGGCCAAGCUGAGUGAGGUGCACAGAGCAAACAACCCAGCUCUGGAGGGGAAAGGGAAUUGGAUAUUUAAAAGUAGAAUUAGCUUGGGGUGGGUGUUGCUAGUAAGAGCGGGCAGGACAAGCCUUUGACUGUGUCCUGGAGGAAGAAUUAGCCCCAUCCUACAAGAGACACAGAGAGAGGAGAUCUGCUGUGUUCGUAUCUAGCCCCUUCCUUGCGGAAGAUGGCUUGUUGCUCCUCCCAGCUGCCUAGAGUGACUCUAGUUCCCAAAAGGAAAAUGGGGCACUGAGCUGGCCUGAGCCCUCCCCACUCCCCCCACAGGGCUUGCCUGAGCCCUCCUCCCUGAGCGGGGCUGGCCCGAGUUGCUUGGCCGAUCCCUGCCUGCCUCCUGCACGAGGCUGGGGUUGCUGCUUGCCUGAGUCCUGCCUGCUCCUUGUGCGGGGAGCCUGGCAUCGCUGUGCCCUCCCAGCACCCCCGCCCACAUGUUCCUCUGCACCUCUUUUUUUUUGACAAAAGUGGGCAUUUGUCCCACUGAUCAAGUCCUCUCCUAUAUUGGCCCUGACAGAAUCAGGCUCAGAGUUUGUCUGUAAUUUGCCCAGAUUGCACUGGCCGGGAGGGCAGUGAUAAGGACCGUUGAUCCUCAUGCUUCAGGGCACAGAGUGAUCAGCAGCUGGAGUCAGGCAGAAUUUCCUCCACCCACCCCACUCAUAACAGUGUAUCGUGGGUGUUUUACACUUCCCUCUGAAGUGUUUGGUACAACAGUGGCCAUUGCCUGGGGCUAUGUGGGACACCAGAUUCUAUAGGACUUAGAUAGGGACGGGCUGACUUUAAUCCUCAGUCCACUUUCCCUUUUCAAUGGUUUUAAAGGCCUUUAAGUGUUGGUUUUGAGGGAGGCUGGAGGCAGCUUGGUUGAGUGGUUUGAGCAGGGCCCUGGAAGUCAGGACUCCUGGGUCCCCUUCUUGGUUCGGCCAUCGGUUUGCUGUGUGCCUAUGGGAAAGCCAUUUCACCUGGCCACACCUCGGUUUUCCUGGGUGAGGGGAAUGGGGGCGAUGCUGCUCGCCCGGCUUUGUCAAGUGCACGGAGGGCUUUGGAUAACCGGUGCUGUAGAAAUGCAAAGUAGACUUGUGACUCCAUAGAACCCGAGGGUCAGAAGGGACCGCAAAGGUCAUCUGGUCUAAACCCCUGCCGAGCUGCAGCGGUAAGCAUCCAAAGCAGCUGCUCUGCAGUCUCCUUUGGAAAACCUCCGGCCGAGGAGCUUCCGUGGCCCCGAUCACUUCAGUCCCACCUCAGAGUCACUCAGCUUGAGCGGGGGGGAGGGGGGCGGGAACAACAAUGGAAACUGGGUGUAAAUGAAAGAAAAAUAUAGGAAGCUCCAAGUUGUGACAGGGACAAGGAAACAAGGCAAAUCCCGAUACUCUUGUCUGUAACAGUAGCUGGGUGUCCCUUCUCCUCUGCAUUGAAUUCCUUUCCAGCAGGGGCCUGCACAGAAAUCAAACCUUUGGAAGGGCGGGACGUUAAAAAACGAACAAUCAAAAAAAAAAAUAAAAGCACCCUGGAGGCACCCAGCAGGAGUGUUAUGCAACGCAGCGUUUAUAUGUAGGUCCUACAAGAAGUGUGUCGCUGCUUUCUGGUGACGCACAGGGGCCCUGUGCUGGCAGCAUGUGGGAAUAGGUGCUACAGGAUGGAUGGACUUCCACGGGGAGCGAGUUUGGCAAAUUCCCUCCAGUUAUGUGCUGUUUGUAACCUCCCUCGCCUGAGUCUUUGUCCCUGUCACCCAGGUCUGUUCAGAAAGGGCGUGGGCAUGUCUCUGAGGACGGGGAGUUAGAUAAGGGGACGCCGGCUUUGACAGGCGGCGUCACUGAAACGAAUGCUGUUGCUUUUGUAACGACCUUGGCACGAUCUCCAGUGCGUGGCGUGUUGGGGCCUGGGAGAGCACCGUGAGCAGGGGGAACUGGGGGGGGGGCGCAGCGGGUGAGUGUUACAUAAAGAGCUUUGGAUCUUGCCUCCGGGGUGGGGGGAACACUGCCGGAUGGUAGCUUUGCCCCAACUCCAGGAUGUUCUGGCACUCUCCCAUGAGGGCCCGGACUCCUGCUAAUCAAAUGCACCUGCUUGAGAGCGGAAAGCUUUAACAAUCCUUGUGCAAUAUGGCCCGGGCUCUCAGUGUUUGUUGGCGUCUCCCCUUCCCCAGGGGCAGGGGGCAAGUCGUAGCACAGGGGUAUGUCCGAUCCCUUCCUGCCACAGGCCCAUGGGUGGAAGGCCUGGCAGCAUGUUUGCUGCUCGCUUGGCUGGUGUCUGGGGGAAUACCUGUAGCCUGAACUCAGACUCCUCUCGGUGGGACACUGAACCCAUGGCUGACCUCCACUGUUGCUUUAAACAGGGCAAUUGUUCCAAAAUAAAGUGAUAUUUUCUGUCUCUUG